Molecule: messenger RNA, 1706 nt
Organism: Poecilia latipinna (sailfin molly)
Lineage: Eukaryota; Metazoa; Chordata; Actinopteri; Cyprinodontiformes; Poeciliidae
Gene: gnpnat1
Product: glucosamine-phosphate N-acetyltransferase 1
Exons: 7
Coding region: 16-834 (272 amino acids)
Molecular function (GO): glucosamine 6-phosphate N-acetyltransferase activity
Source: RefSeq, a predicted model, not a curated record
AGAUGUUGACCCACGAUGAGAGGAGAACUGACUGUGAGCGACCCUUCGUUUGAGCCAAAUGAUGCGGAUCCCAAACGAAGAGCCGCAAUUCUCAUCACUUCAGGAUCUAUGCCACGUCAUACGCUGUUGGGCGGAAGCAGCAGCCACAACACCCACGGUGCUCUGCGACCUGAAAAUGUUUCACAGAAGGAAGCUGUAGUUCUCGGGUCAAAGUUUUGUGUCACCGAGCAAAUAUAUUCACUGUCUGGACGGAACAAGUUGACAUACAGAGAUUGUGGAAUGCUGCUGGACGAGACUCCACUUUUUGAUCCCUCUUUGCUUAAGGAGUUGGACUGGAACAGCAACGCCGUGUCCUUCUCUCCGCCCAUCUCACCAACCAACCCAGGAGAUGACCUGGAGCUCAGGCCACUGUGUACAGCAGAUUUUAAUAAAGGAUUCUUUCAAGUUUUAGCUCAACUUACCAAGACUGGCGAUGUCACGCCAGAGCAGUUUGUUAGUAAGUUCAAGCACAUGAAGUCAACAGGAAACUACUAUGUUGUCGUCGUGGAGGAUAAAAACCUGGGACAAAUUAUUGCCACAGCCACGCUUAUCAUUGAACACAAAUUUAUUCAUUCCUGUGCCAAGAGAGGCCGGGUGGAGGAGGUGGUUGUCAGUGACGAAUGCAGAGGGAAGCAGCUCGGGAAACUGUUAGUGUCAACGCUUACUCUUCUCAGCAAAAAACUUAACUGCUACAAAAUCACUCUGGAAUGUGCGCCCAAAAACGUGGCUUUCUACCAAAAAUUCGGUUAUACCUCUUCGGAUGAAACUUACAUGCAGUGCAGAUUCUUCGACUGAGGAGAGCUGCAGCUUUAACCACCUCACAGUUUUUGGGGCAUGGACUGUUUUUAUAUCUGAUAUCAGCACUUGCGAUGGGGGUCUUCAGCACUAGCGCCCUGGGAUUUGGUUUGCUCUUGCCUGACAAGGUAUUUUAAUUUCUGAAAACUUGAGUGUCGGUUCAUUGAAGCUCAGUUUGACAAUAAUCCGCCUGACCAGGGUGGGUGUUUGCUGUUAUUUUCCCUUCAUCCGUCUUAAAGAAUGUAUGUGUUGUCUUACUUUCCCAGAGAAAAAGGGUAAUCGAGUACAAAAAGGACAAAUCUAAUUUGACUGCUACACUACAAAUAAAGACAAUCCUACAAAAACAUUAAAUUUGGCUUUUAUCAUAUGAAAAAAAGUAAUGCUUUUCCCCACGUUACUUUUAAGCUACGCAUUCUCAUUGUACAAUUUGGCCUAAAAUUAUAGUUUUCUGCCACCAAUUAAUAGCAACUGUCGACAUUCAUGAGGAACCACCAUGAUAUCUGGGUUUUGUUUGGGUUUCACUUUUCUAGUCUGAUUGGUACGAAGUGCUCUUUUUCUCAGCUUAUCGGUUUUGUUGUUGGGAUCCUAGAAUGAAGUUUUGAAUACAAGAAGACUGUUAAACUAUUUCCAGUGAAGAAAAAACAUUUUCAAAGGUGGUAGUAAUAAUUUGAUAAGGGUGUUUUUUUUUUUAGUUGGUUAACUGGAUUUAGCAUUAAGCAUUUUGUAAAAGAAAUGACAAGUGAUUUUUGUAAAUUCACUUUUAUUUAAGCUUUUGUAGUUGAGUUUUAUAAUUAUGCUUUUAUUCUGGGGAAGAUAUUUAAAAUAACUUAUUUCCAAAUGUAAAUCCAAUAAAAUAUUCUAUGAUCAAGAGU